AUGUAUGAUUUAAAGAUCAAGUAUAUAAUUGAACCUCGAGAUCAUUAUGGAAGCAAUUUGAAUCCAACGAAUGCCUGGGAGCUGCCGCCCAGACCCUUCAAGGCGCUGCUCUAUUCACCUCACGCGAAUUUUGAGGCGGCGACACACGCGUGUGUGGAGAAAUCAGCCGUUGGGCAGAGCUGUAACCCGGGGAGCCAAGAGAGCGAAUUCCAGGGAGCGCGUUCGCGGUCUCUCUCCUCACAAAGUUCUGAUUCUGGGGGCGGCGCGUCCAGCAGGGCUGAAAGGGAGGUUCUAAGUUCGCGCUGCGGGCAGCGGCCCCGAGCGGAGGCCGGUCCGCGGCCGCCCGGCGCCGCCUCACACGACCCGUGCGGAGCCGGACUGGGCGAUGGGAGUCAGGGUUCAGUGUCAGGGAGAGAGCGGCAGAGAGACCCUGGCUACGAAAAACGGGCAGAGAGGCUGUUGUCAGAAGUUACCGUUUGUCAGGAAAAGCAGCCAGCGUUUCACGAAAUGGAGAACAGACGUAAAGCUGACAGAGUUACGCUGUCAGAGACGACAGAAAAAAGCACUUCAGCAUCUAUGCUAAAAAUAGCCACAGCCCCAAACCAGCCCAGCGUAGAAACGGCCAAACCCCGCUGUUUCGGAGAGAGCCGCCUAGUCAGUAUCCCUGGGCUUCCAACGGGUGGAAACAGCAGAGCGUCCUCUGCCUGUUUAAAGGAAGUAGCGGAGGAAAAGGACACCAGGGAGGCAUCUGGUCGGGGUUUCACAAACAUGGACUGGUCCCAAAAUAGACUUGAUGUCCAGAAGCAAAAGUUACGGGGUGAUAAAAAAAUGGUGGGUGCGGAAAGUAUUUUUCCUGAUGAAAGUUACCUCCAGUCAUGCUGCCCCCAAAAUGUGUGCACGAAAAAGCUAGACGCCAUCACUCUAAACGCUCACCCUGGUAGGAUCAAGUCUGACACAAGAGGCCCAGAGAAGGAUUUCACUGUAAUACCAGGAAAUGCAAAUGUGGAAGAAGCAGGGACCUGCCUGAACAGUUACAUGCCCAACACCAAGUUGGAAAAGUCUCAAAGCUGGGCCGGUAACACGGCACAGGUUUCAAGGGAAAAUUGUUGGUUUGUGGAUAGCUACAAGAUGGAAUGUGAAAACGUGGGAAAAACUGGAGCAGAGUUGAGCUUGCUGCAAUUAUUAGAAAUAAAUCUCUUAAGCGAUACCAUAGCCAGGAAUGCACGUGAAGAACAAUUAAAGUCUCUCAUGACAAGAGCACUGGGCCGCCAAAAAGCUUUAACACAGUUUUUUUGGUUACAUGCCAGAGGAGAAACUGAUAAUAUGCUACAGUUGCGAUAUUGUGCUCCAAAAAAGGACUUUCAUUUAAGCAUUUUUGAAAAGUUUACUGAAGGAAUUUUUUAUUUCCGUAAAUGUGUUUCAGGAAGUGAAAAAGAUACCUUAAACUGGUAUGAAAUUUUGAUAUAUAAAGACCAAACUGACAGUCAAAAGGUAACUAGAAGUGUGGAUGUCAAUAGAAAGGAGAGCAUUUUAAGCAUGUACUCACAAAGCAAGCUUUCAGAACCUCGAAGUACACCGACAGCUAACAUAGUUUCUUUGUUUAGUAACUUAGACUCUUUAGCAAGAAAAAGUGUUUCUAAAUUACAAGAGGAGUACAUUUUCAAAUGGAUAGUCAGCUAUCCGAAAAAUACAGUGGAAUGUCAUAACACAUUAAAGAUGUUUUCAAGACUAUUAGAAGAUAAUAUGGAGCCGAUAUUAGAGAAGUACCAAGUUAAAGAUGAACAAGUUUUUGAAGAGCCUAGGGAAAAAAGCAUGGAUUUUGUCAGUAUGACAACUAAAAAUACACAGUUUCCAAUUUUUGAAACAUAUGAAAAAAUUUCAGUGGAUUUUGAUAAUUUGGAUGACAUUUUGCCCACAAAAGAAAUUAGUUCCAAGAAUAAGUGCUGUCCUGAACAACUUAUGAAUGAGGGAAAUUUGACAGUUAAAACACUAGCUAAGUCUGGUUCUCCAUUUAUACAGACCAACCAUGGAUAUAUCAGUGCAGACUUGUAUGAAAUGAGUAAGCACAACCAAGAUUUAGAUACUGAAAGAAAACCAGAGCAUAAUAUGCUCAGUAGUUUUAAUUUUAAUGACAUACUUGCAGAUUCCAUCAAUAUUAGACAACAGACCAUUCAGUCAAGCCACUACAGAAGACCUAGUGAACAGACCAUUCCUGCAUCCAUAACUCAGAUGCUAAAUCUUGGGAACUUGCUUACAGAAACUGAAGGAAAAAGUCAUAUCUUAAUGUUGAAGGAGGAAGUAAAAACCACAGCACAAAGUUUAAAAAAUAUUUGCUAUGCUCAUGAAGAUAUUAAGAUAGACAAGGAAGAGAAAAACAGUUUUGAUUCAAAGGCUGACAUGUCUUCUGUGCAACCGGUUUUGUUAAUGAAUAAGAAAGCAAAUGUGGAAGAAACUAAGAAUGUUUCUCAAAACAAUGUAGCUGACAGAAAUGAAUAUGAAAGUAUUUUGCAAGAAAUUAAGUUAGCUAAUUCAGAGCAUUUUCAUCCAAAGAAUGACUCUACAGAAAGUUUUAAUCAUCAGUUGGAAACUGAUUUGAGUGUCACAAACAAUGAAUGUUUUCAGGACUCAACUGCCAAAUGUUUACCAACAGAAACUCUGACAAUGGCAAAAGAUUUUGAGAUGAAGAGUAAAUUUGAUUUAGUACUUGAAGAACUUCGUAUGUUUCAUGAAAUUAGUAAGGAAAAUGAAAUUCUAAGCACUGUGGAAGUAGACAAUGGACUAGAAAAUUACUUUGAAAAAAAUAAUGUUGGAGAAAUGAACAUGGAGAUAAAAAAAGAUUUGAAAGUGAGUACAGGCAACAAAAUAUGUACCUCUUCUUUGUGCUGUGAUACUGACACAGGUCCUAAUAUGCAUAAAAGGCACCAAAAUGUAUUUAAAUGGAAAACAGUACCUAAAAGUGGAGAACAGGAAGUUCCUAAGCAGUAUUGCUCUUCAGGAAAACAGGAACAAGAAUUAUUCUAUUCUGAGAAAGAUUGUGAAAAACCUUCAUCUAUGAGACCUGCUUUCUUCUCUGAUGAGCUUCAUGAAGAGAAAUUGAAUUAUUUACUACGGGGAGUGAUGGAUCCAGUUUCAAAGUGCAUGAAAGUGGAUGACCUACCUGAAGGCUGUUGA
Messenger RNA from Condylura cristata (star-nosed mole), 3171 nucleotides. It is a transcript of the gene RAD51AP2, whose product is annotated as RAD51 associated protein 2. The coding region runs from base 1 to 3171 and encodes 1056 amino acids. The transcript has 4 exons. The record is from RefSeq and is a predicted model, not a curated record. NCBI's taxonomy places the organism in Eukaryota, Metazoa, Chordata, Mammalia, Eulipotyphla, Talpidae.